Messenger RNA from Peromyscus leucopus (white-footed mouse), 1183 nucleotides. RefSeq names its product G protein subunit gamma transducin 2 (gene Gngt2). Gene Ontology annotation, biological process: G protein-coupled receptor signaling pathway. Bases 858 to 1067 code for a protein of 69 amino acids. Gene Ontology annotation, cellular component: heterotrimeric G-protein complex. The record is from RefSeq and is a predicted model, not a curated record. The transcript has 4 exons. Lineage: Eukaryota; Metazoa; Chordata; Mammalia; Rodentia; Cricetidae. Gene Ontology annotation, molecular function: G-protein beta-subunit binding.
AGAUAAGUCAUGGGGGGGGGGCAGGGCUGGCAGUGCAACAACAAUGGAAAACAGCCCAUGCAGCAGCAAGAAGUAUCAGGGUUAGACACCAGGAAGACCGUCUAGAAUUCCUGGAGAAGCGUGGGCAAGCCUGUGAAGGGUCAAGUAGGGAGUCCCGUGACCUGUGCUUUGUGCCUGAUGAAGGUAGGAGAAGAUGAAAUUGACCAAAUAAGAAGUAUGAGGGACGCAGAUGAGCAAUGGGUGCGGGACACCACCAUUCCCGAUGGAUGUGUGGGUCUGAGGUAUCACUGGCGGACAGAGUCUUGAGUGGGGCUCAUUGUAUCGACUGAGAGGCGGACGGGUUGAUGAUUCUGUCCUAAUCUCGAGUUCUUGGCGCUCCCAACUGGGAGUGGGACUUGAUCCUGGGGCAAAGGACGGCCUUCUACAGCCCCUCCCCCUCCCAGUUCGUCAUCCUCCUGGCAGAAGAGGAACCCUCACUGACCACAUCAGUUCCUUCACAUUCCCUCCAGAGAGUCCCUAGCUGCUGGACUAAUGUCAUCCAGAGCAGGAGCUCAGCUCUGCUAAAUGUCAUAGUCGUCGUCGGGUAGCCCUGGACGGGAGAGGGAAAGGGCAGGCUGUAGUUGAGUGUUGGGAUCUGAAGAGAAGGCAGUUCCACACGCCAGGGAAGGCGUGGAGGCCAAGAAGCAAAGGCCAUGGCAUCGGGGUGACCGCAACCCCUGGAUUGGAACGUUGAGUACUGGAAGUGAGGAUUUUCAGCUGAUGAGGCGCUAGCAGGUUCAAACACCAUCGUGUCUGGGUCCUGGACUGGUGAUUUCGGAGAGAGUGCUAGCAGGGCUCUGGUCUCCCUCUAGGGCAGGAUGGCCCAGGAUCUCAGUGAGAAAGAGCUGCUGAGGAUGGAGGUGGAGCAGCUGAAGAAGGAAGCGAAGAACCCUCGUGAUCCGAUUUCCAAGACCGGAAAGGAAAUCAAGGAUUAUGUAGAGGCCCAAGCUGGGGCUGACCCUCUUCUCAAAGGCAUCCCAGAAGACAAGAAUCCCUUCAAGGAGAAAGGCACUUGUGUGAUAAGCUGAUGGCCCAGAGCACCCCCACUUUUUCCCCUGUUCCUCCUCACCCAGGCCCAAGUGUGCUGGGAUCCCCAGGGACCAAUGUUUACCUUCUCUUGAAUUUAAAAUGAGUAAAGAUGCUG